Molecule: messenger RNA, 3210 nt
Organism: Dendronephthya gigantea
Lineage: Eukaryota; Metazoa; Cnidaria; Anthozoa; Malacalcyonacea; Nephtheidae
Product: microtubule-associated tumor suppressor 1 homolog
Exons: 12
Coding region: 332-3040 (902 amino acids)
Cellular component (GO): nucleus; cytoplasm
Molecular function (GO): microtubule binding
Source: RefSeq, a predicted model, not a curated record
GGAUUUACAUGAAAUUACGUCGAAAUCAGCUAUAACAGAAGAGCUGUCACCUCCAGCCUGGGAGGAAUACGGUGCGAGUGAUUGUUUUGGAGAUCAGUAUCGACCAAGAUCAAAAUCAGAUCUUGUAAUUAACGAAAAGAAAGCUGAUCCUGGUAUAUUUAGUAGCAGUCCAUUUAAAUGUAACAUUCGAAAUACAAAAUCAUCAUCACUUUCAAAACUGAACAAUGUAACAUAUAUAUGUCCUUCACCAGUUUUAAAGGAUAAUGAUCGAAGGAGUGUGUGUGAUGAAACACUCAAUGAUGAGAGAAAGAACGAGGACAUCGCAUUUAAAAUGCCUAACCUUUCGCACCUUCGUAGUGAUUUGUCUCCUAAAUUCGAAGUCAAGCAAUCUAUCAAGUUGGAUAGCAUAAACAGUGCUCGAUUUCCAGCACCAGCAAAUUUAGACAAAGAUAAGGACACUAACCUCAAUAAGACAUUUCUGGUACGUGCGAAGAGUCCUGGGGCAGGGAAUGAGUGUGGGCAACUUUGUGAAACGUCAGGAAGCGACUUGAAUGAAAAAACAGUUAAAAGUGACGACUUGCAGACAAAACCGACUCCUUCAUGCACUGAUCUGCAAAAUCUGAAUGCUUCCUCCGCAAGUAUGAAUGAGAGUGACGGUGAAAAUACAAGACCUAGAACGGGAUCUAAAUCAUCUUGGUCUUCUGUGGAAAGUCUUUCGUCUGUAGGUUCUGUCAAAUCAAACCGGGAAAGAAGUCGUUUGAAUGGGACAAAAACUCCAAGAAAAUUACCAUGUCCUACUGAAUGUUCUAAGUCAAAGUUGGUAAAAAUAUCUGGCAAUAAGAAAGAAAAACCUAAAAUAAUUGGAAGAGAAACAGAAACCACUACGCAUGAAAAACAAACUUCAAAAUCUACCAAUAAACCUGGCGUAAAUAAUGUGAUCGACAAAAAGGGUAGGACAAAAUCAACCAGUGUCGUCGCACCACGGUCUGUACUGGCUAGUGCCACUGCGACCAAGUCCACCAUGAGAUCGAAGUCAAAGAGUGUGUCAACAGAUGUUAGAGACGUUCAACUAUUGGGUAAAAGCAAAUUGAAUCCGUCUAAAUUUGCAACACCACUCUCAUCAAAAAUAUCCGCAGCACCCGCCAAACGGCUCACCAGCACACCGAUUACCAAGAGAACUGUUGGUCUCGAGAAAAAAUCCCGACUCAAUGGUACCAGUAAAAGAAGCAGAUUAAGUCCAUUAUCUGGUAGUAACUGUGUUGAUAAACAAAGUGACGUUGGAAGUACAGUGUCCUCGUUGCCGUCUCGGAAGAAUUAUCAGAAAGAAAGUGAAACAAAACAAAAUGUGAGUAAAUCAAGAAACCUAUCAACCUCAUCGGCAUCAAAUAAAUCACUUUCUGCUAAAGCAAGGACUUUGUCGGUAUCAGCAGUGUCAAAAUUAGCUGGACAUGAAUCUAUAUCUACAAAAAAUCUUUCUACACCUUCCACUAUUAAAGAAGAAAUAAAACCUCGCACGAGCAAAUUAAGAAACGUUUCAACAUCAAAGGCUGAACACCAAAACGGUUUGAGAAGACCACUAUCAGUUAGUAGUGUGAGCGAGAAUAUUUCAACAAACAGUAAAUCAAUUCCUCAGCCACGGAAAAUAAAACCAGGCGAACAGUUGUCCGUGAAAGAGAGACAAAACUCAGAUGAAUCUGUUAAGAAGAGACCUGUUAAAGAAAAAAUCGAAAGUACAAGCACUGGGCUGAAAAGUUGUCUCAGUUCAGCUGCUACACCUGACAUAUUAAAACAAACUCCAGAAGUUACCAGGCAUUCUAUAGCAAUUCAAGUUGACACUUUGCAACACGAUGAAGAAGAGAAACUACAGAAGACGAGAGAAGAAAAAAGAAAAGAGGAUUUGUUGUUAUCAUCUUUGGUUAAAAGAAAUCGAGAGUUUGAAUCUUGUCUUGUUGCUCUACAAGUUUAUGCCCAGAAAGUUGACGUAGAACGAGAAAGCAUAUCAGUAUUAAGAAAGAAUCUAAAGUUUACAAAAGAAAGAUAUCACUCGACUGAAAAUAUGUUGGUGAAAGAAAGCAACCAACGAGCUCGUCUUGAGGAGGAAAUGUUGUCAGCAAAGAGUGACAGCGUUGUUGAAGUUGCUUUAUUAAGAGCAGCAUAUGAACGUAAGCAAGAGAUAAUCCAGGCUAAACUGAAAGAAAGUCAUAAAAAAGAUCUAGAAAAAGUACGAAAACAACAUAUGAAGUCAAUGGAGGAUGUCAAACAUAGUUGUGACCUAAAGUUGAAAAGGAUUGAAGAAACGUAUGUGGAAGAUAUCGCUCAGAUCAAUGAAACACACAAAGAUGUAAUCGCUGAAUUGGAAUCCCAACAUUCAAAACACGUCGAUGAUCUUGUGGAAGAACGUCAUGCAGAGAUUGAAAUAAUCAAAGCUGAUUACGACGAACAAUUUGAACGAAUCCAGGAAAGUUUAUCACAAUCAGAAAAGGCUUGUAAUGAACUGGAGGAGAAAUUGAGAGUUACCGAGGACGAAGCAAAGAGAGAUAUUGAACUACGAAUUCAGGAUGCAAUUGCCAAAUACAAGAGUCUUCCGGAUGAACUUGAGAGUAUGAAGUUUGUUUUGGAGAUGAAAAAUUCCGAAGUAAAAAAUUUGCGAAGAUGUAAUGCUGAGCUUCAACAUAAGAUUGACGAACUGCAACAAAUCAAGGAACGUGCAGCUCUGCUGGAACGUGAAAAGGAAUCCUUGAAUUUCGUUGUUGAGAAUAAAGUUUAUUUUGAGAGACAACUUUCUUUGGAGCGAGAUAAACUACGUUUGAGCCUGGAUCGAGAGGUUGCGACGUCAAAAAGACUUUCUUUAGAAAAAGAGGAGUUAGCGUGGCGUUUAAAUUCUUAUCAGAAUUCACCGACAUCACCCACCACGGGUACAGAUCGUUUCAACUGGAGAUUGUCUGGCUUCAAUAGUCCUGAUAGUGCCGUUUACUCGCAGAGGAUCGAGGAAUCUGAUUUUGAAUAUCAAAUUAACGACACGAAGGAAAUUGAGAAUUGAUGAAUUUAUGUCAGCAUCCUGAUCAAGCCUGGCUCUUUUGAGGAUUUUGGUGUUUUACAAAGUAUAAUGCUUUGGUUGAAGAUGAUAUUUUGUCAAUUAACGUAUUAAAAAAUAAAAUAAAAUACAUAAAUUUUAUAUCUUGAAACUUGAAAGAAGCAUUUAUAGUUCUU